Benincasa hispida (wax gourd) is the source of this 1521-nucleotide messenger RNA. NCBI's taxonomy places the organism in Eukaryota, Viridiplantae, Streptophyta, Magnoliopsida, Cucurbitales, Cucurbitaceae. The record is from RefSeq and is a predicted model, not a curated record.
UUUUUAUUCUCCAAUCCAAAAUGGUCAAAAAAUUGCUAGUCACCCGUUUACCCUCUCUCUCUGGAUCCCCAAAAUCAAAUAAAAAAGCUGCAGAGUGAAGAGAAGCAAAGACCCAAUAAAAUAUUUGGGGGGGGGGGGUUUUGUGGGUAGUUGUGAAGAAGAUGUCUGGUGUCAAUGCCAACUCUCUGCUAAGCCCCAAGCCAAGAAUCAGAAUCAACAGCAGGCCAUUUGGGUCUAAAAGAUUGAGUUUCUUUUCUGAUGGGGUUUUGGCUUCCUCUGCUGCUGUGGUGAAUCCUUCAAGAUCGUCUGAAGAAAGAGUCUAUGAAGUUGUGCUGAAGCAAGCGGCUCUUGUGAGGGAACCCAAAAGGGAUAUACAGAGAGCUUUGGAUUGGGAAAAAACCAUCCAAAAUGAUGGUAUCACUGAUGGGAAUCUCUUGUCUGAGGCUUAUGCUCGCUGUGGUGAGGUCUGUGCUGAAUAUGCCAAAACAUUCUACUUGGGGACACAACUCAUGACACCAGAGAGAAGAAGAGCUGUGUGGGCGAUUUACGUGUGGUGCAGAAGGACCGACGAGCUCGUGGAUGGACCUAAUGCUUCACACAUUACCCCUAAAGCUCUUGAGCGAUGGGAAAAACGACUAACUGAUCUAUUCGAGGGUCGACCAUAUGAUAUGUAUGAUGCUGCUCUUUCCGAUACCGUCUCAAAAUACCCUGUUGACAUUCAGCCCUUCAAGGACAUGAUCGAAGGAAUGAGGUUGGAUCUACGUAAAUCGAGAUAUGAGAACUUUGACGAGCUUUACCUAUAUUGCUAUUAUGUUGCGGGGACUGUGGGGCUCAUGAGUGUUCCUGUCAUGGGAUUGGCACCCGAGUCAAAAGCUUCAGUAGAGAGCGUCUACAAUGCAGCAUUGGCUCUCGGACUCGCCAAUCAACUCACAAACAUUCUCAGAGACGUUGGAGAAGAUGCUAGGAGGGGAAGAGUGUAUCUUCCACAAGAUGAAUUGGCGCAAGCAGGGCUAUGCGACGAGGACAUAUUCCGAGGGAAAGUGACAGACAAGUGGCGGUUUUUCAUGAAAGGACAGAUAAAAAGAGCAAGAAGGUUCUUUGAUGAGGCUGAGAAGGGCGUUGCAGAACUAAGUGCAGCCAGUAGAUGGCCAGUGUGGGCAUCCCUAAUGCUUUAUAAGCAAAUAUUGGAUUCCAUUGAAGCAAAUGACUAUGACAACUUCACCAAAAGGGCAUAUGUAGGCAAAGCAAAGAAACUGUUAUCACUUCCCAUAGCCUUUGGGAGAGCUAUGGUGGCCCCUCAAGCUUCAAAGAUUUGGUAACAAGAUAGUUUUUCUUUUUUUCCCCUUUUUAUUUCUUCACCCCCUUUUGUGAUUAUUCAACAUGUCUAGACAAUUUGCUGAUUGUAAAUUUUAGGUGUUAGAUGUGUUUGAAGCAAAUUGACUUCACCAAAGAAAAGCUGGGAAAUAGUAUAAUGGAAUGAAAAAAAAAAAAAAAAAAAAAUUCUUUAAUUUGUAUGUUCAA